This is a messenger RNA of Penicillium antarcticum, 945 nucleotides long. RefSeq lists its product as uncharacterized. The record is from RefSeq and is a predicted model, not a curated record. The coding region runs from base 1 to 945 and encodes 314 amino acids. NCBI's taxonomy places the organism in Eukaryota, Fungi, Ascomycota, Eurotiomycetes, Eurotiales, Aspergillaceae. Gene Ontology annotation, molecular function: monooxygenase activity; heme binding; iron ion binding. The transcript has 4 exons.
AUGUCUUACAAUGUUUACUUUGGCGUAAUAUUGGGCAUACUAGGUCUCUAUAUCACAAAAACCUUCUUGUCCCGCAAAGGGCUUCACAGUCCACUCCCACCAGGACCACGACCUAAACCUAUAAUUGGCAACAUCUCCGAGGCACAUACUCGCGAUCCCCUGGUGCAUAUUUCAAAACUGGCUUUGGAUCAUUUCUCCACGGCUGGAACACCCGGUGCUUGGUUGGUUGAUAUGAUCCCAGCAUGUACGUCCUUGUUCAAAACGGCUGGCUAUCCCAUUCCCGGCUCAGAGAAUGAGUUGAUCGCUAAGUGGACUGCUGCCUCACUUUAUACCGGAGGCGCUGAUACAAAUGUCUGCGCUGUUGAGUGUUUCUUCUUGGCAAUGACGCUGUUCCCCGACAUCCAGCGCAAAGCCCAAGAGGAAAUCGAUCAGCUACUGGGAUCUGAUCAGCUUCCUAAACAUCCGGUUGCAUCUAUGGGUAUACCGCAUGCAUCCAGCGAGGAUGAUACCUGGGAAGGAUACUCUAUCCCCAAGGGGUCAUUGCUGAUGCCAAAUAUCUGGGCCAUGACACAUGACCCUGCAAUCUAUCAUGAUCCUAUGACAUUCAAGCCUGAGCGCUUUCUCGGUAUCGACGGCCGAGGACCUGAAAUGGAUCCGCAUGAUCUUGUCUUUGGUUUUGGCUGUCACAUCUGCCCUGCCAGGUUCCUGGCUGAUACUACAGUUUAUCUGAGUGCUGCGCAAAGUCUUGCCGUCUUCAAUAUUAGACCAAUUGAUGGUCAGAAAGGAAAGAAUGUUCGACCAGAAUUCAAGCCGGGAGUUGUUAGCCAUCCCACGCCUUGGAAAUUCCAGAUCGAGCCUCGUAGUGCAUCUCAUGAAGCUCUCAUUGAACAGGUGAAUCCGUGGGAGCAGAGCCAUGCUCCUGAGUUGGAGAGGUUGUCCAAAUAA